Molecule: messenger RNA, 3209 nt
Organism: Manduca sexta (tobacco hornworm)
Lineage: Eukaryota; Metazoa; Arthropoda; Insecta; Lepidoptera; Sphingidae
Exons: 4
Coding region: 193-1248 (351 amino acids)
Molecular function (GO): DNA binding
Source: RefSeq, a predicted model, not a curated record
CUAUUUAUUGUAGUUCGCAACACUGGGGCGGCGCGCGCGCUCUGUGUUUCCAAGCAUUACUCUGUAGAUUACUCAUGUCCGCCGGUUUUUUGCGCAGUAAUUAUGUGUUGAUUAGUGUGAUAAUACAUUUAAAAGUUUUAUGGUGACAUGUGUAUGGUGCAGCGAGUUAUUACAAUAUAUAAUUUGUAAAAGAUGGCGCCACCAAAAUACAUAGUCGUUAAGUUUUUGGACAAGAAAGAUGGAGAUAGCUUCGCAUUCGUGCCCGAGUCGUGGGUGGAAGCAGAUCGGCCCACAGACAACACAAUAGUAAUUUUUUAUCCCACUGAAGAUAAAAUAGCAACAGAAAAUCGCGUUAAAAACAACGAGCAACCGAGGGCCGAUUGGAACCAAUAUUUGUGCGAACUGCUACAUACGACCAAUCACUAUGGCGACGCGAAAAUAGACACUAUGAAAAAAAAUUUAGAGGCAAAGGAAAAGCCAGCAGCCAAAAACGAAGGUGUGAAGGGAGAGAAGCGAAGAUGCACACUUUCGUCAAACUCCGCUCAAAAGCAGUCAAAACUUCCUACCAUUAACAUUGCCCACACCUCCGUACAACCAAUCGAUGAACCUCAAUAUGCAACGAUAUUGAAUCCAUCACCACACGUCGUUGGACCUAUGGUGAACUUCUUCAUUCCCAUCGGAGAUUUCGUGUGUAACCUUCAAGUACCAACGCAACUGCUGGACUUAGCCAAAGAGUACACAAAACCUGGCAGUGCGUGUAACACUGCAAAGAAAGAAGGUCCAAAUAUUGCCCUAAAGCAAACAAAAAUUGAUGAAUACAACAAAACGGUGAAAAUGAACGAAUCGAAUAUGAUGUCCAAUGAUCAUCCAGAUCAAGAAGGCACGAGGUGGACGCUGAGACAUCCGCGUCCAGGCCCGGGGCUCGUGGAACUCUGCGAUAACAGUAAAGUGUACGUGAAUGGCGACCAGCUCCGAAGGUAUACAGCGGCAGCAGCAACAAGCAGGAACCUCGUUCGUACACUACUCUCUCUCGUUUUCACCGAGGAAGCUCUGUCUAUCUGUACUUUGACAAGAAAGAAGAAUCAAUUAGAUAUGGAAGCGGUCUACGCUAUGUUUAAGUAUGUGGGUAAUGUCGGAAGUCAGAGGAAGUGGGGUGACGUCGAUAUUCAAUAUUUGAACGAAUGCGUGCGCCAGAAACUGCAGGAAAUAAGGCGGCGUACGACCACGAAAAGCUACACACAGGGGUAAUGGGAGUGCUUGCAGGCAGGUGAAGGACCCUCAUCAAUAGGGGACCGGCCUGUGUUCGAUUUUGUACAUUAUUCUAUAUGAAAUGGUUGAUAAUACGAAAAAGAAACCCUCCUGCGAAAACUGCAUUAAAAUUGGUUAAAAAAUGAGUCAGUAACUCAUAUUUCAAAUAUUACUAUGUGCCGAAGUGGGGAUAUCGCUUCAUCUCUUUCUUUCGCACGCGUCGUAAUGCCCGAUGACGUCACACGUGGGUAUUGCGCCUCUUUUCUGUUUCUUGUUACUUACCCCUUCUACCGAAAUUAAAAGACUUAUAACUUGUUGAUUUUUUACCGGAUUUAAAUAAUUCUUUCUGUGUUAUAAUUUAUAUAACGUAAAUAUUUGAUAAUAACAAAGAACAAAAAUGAGUCCGGUACCCUAUUGGUAACCCGUUAUUCUUAAGCCUGAAGUGCCAUUUAGUGAUCACCUGGCAGGGUUUCUCAAUUGAGAUACGCGCAAAGUCCCCCCCUGGCGGGAGGGAAUGUGCCCAAGAGAUUCUAAAAAAGUUGCCAAAUAUAAAGCAACCAAAGUCCUAAGUCUGACUUGAUAUGCUUGAUCGAUCAUUCCCGUACGUCGAAACUUAAAUGAAUUAACAAUGGGUUUUUAUAUUUAAUCUGACAGUGAUAAUAAUUGUUUGUGUGUUCUCAUGAGAGUGACGAGGUUCUGCUAUUUGAUAUGUAACUAGUUAAUGGGUAUAUGAUAUAAUUAGUUAAUGGGUUCGCAGUUAUCUGACAACUUUAACAAGGGUUCGUGAAGCCUAAAGAUUGAGGAACCCUCACCUACCGCAUUAGCAGUAGAAUAUAAUAUAUAAAUAAUAAUAUCAGCCCUGUGUUAUAUACUGUCCCACUGUUGGGCACGGGCCUCCUCUACUACUGAGAGGGAUUAGGCCUUAGUCCACCACACUAUAGUGCGGAUUGGUAGACUUCACACACCCUCGAAAUUCCUAUAGAGAACUUCUCAGAUGUGUAGGUUUCCUCACGAUGUUUUUCUUCACCGUUAAAGCGAGCGAUAAUUCACAAAGAAUACACACAUAUUUUUUUAGAAAAAUCACAGGUGUGUGCCCUUUGGAUUUGAACCUGCGGUCAUUCGUCUCGGCAGUCCGUUUCACACCCAACUAGGCUAUCGCCGGUUUUUUUGUAAAUUAAUAUAUAAUAUAAAAUAAAAUUUCUUUUAAUUCAGAAUCAGAGCUUGGCUGUGAUUAUUUAUCGUCAAGUGGACUCAAACUACAAAAUCAGUUGAUGAAAUAUAUUUUAGUUAUAUGUUUUCAUCUAUAUUCGUUACUUUUUAAGUGUUUUAGACUUUUUAAUUUUAUAUAGGAAAUUAAAAGUAUAAGUUAACUAGACUUAUACUAUAUUACUACCGCCCAGCCUUCGGGCGGUUAUGUUGGAAUCACCGUGCCUUACGACCCGAGAUUUUUUUUUUUGGGGAACUGCCGUGGUUACCGCCUGGGAUUCCCUGCUAACGGUGUACAAGCGCUCCCCCGGCUUAGCAACCACGGCAGUCCCAUGAUGAGUUGGUGGGCCCUACAGCUAUCACUGCAGACGCCAGCGGAAGGUUCGCUGGCAGCAUGCAGCUACUCGGUCUUAGGGCCUCGGAGGACGAUGGAAGAGGAUAGAGGGAAAGAAGAGAAGAGGAAGGAGGAGUUAUUAGGACGGUUGGUGUUUUACUGGUUGGAGACUUUAUGAAACUCUCAUAUAUCAGGAACGGCUUUACUGUGUGCGCGCUAUCGGUCGUGGUAGGAACGGAACAGGAUGAGUAGCAACGAUAGUGUUGCCGUCUAUUGAGGCAUGACCAUAGGGCCGUAGCCAGACUUGAAUUUAAGGUAGGGCAGCUGUUUUUACAAGCAGGGCGGAAAUAAAAAUGUUACUACAUCUGAUCUGCUCAUUAGAUUUUUGGUUUUCUUGACUUGUGAAGGUGAGAAAAAAAAA